UGGUUUUUUUGUUUCGACCCGGAAAAUCUGUAAAAGCUUCCCUAAAACGUUUGCUAAGAGAAUUCCGUGAAAAACUCGUGGUCAGAAGCGCAAAAUCGAAGAAAAACUCUUUGAAAAGUGAAAAAUCGACGCAAAAUGAAUUCUUUGUCGGUGAAACUCUCGUUACCCACUCGCGUCCAGCCGGAGGUGAUGCCCCAACCGGGGAUGGCUGGCGUGUACACCAACCAGUUGCACUACUUCAAGAAGCACUUCCUGGACGAGCUCACAAAGAAGAAGUUCGCCUCGGACUUUAUGAACCCGGUGGAUACCGAAGAGUUACAGAUCCCCCAAUAUUACACUGUCAUCCAUCGACCCAUGGAUGUGGGCACCAUCACCAAGCGGGUGGAGAAUAACUAUUAUCACGACGUGGAUGAGGCCAUCUCUGACUUUCAUCUUCUCCUCCGCAACUGCUACAUGUUCAACGGCGUUGACACUGUGGUCUAUCGCAAGGGUAUCCAGUUGGAGAAGUUCUUUCAGCGAGUGAUCAAGAACAUACCCCAGGGACCGCCAGUGCCGUGCAACAAGGAUCCCAUGGCCACGUGCAAGCUAAAGAUCAAUCCCAUGGCCGCAUCCGUGGAGCAGGAGUGUCGCAAUCAGCUGCGAAAGCUUCAGACCUUCACCAACCAAGCGGAGGCCACGGCCCGCAAUUUCUUUGGACCCAAGUGGAACUCUUUCUCUGCCAAGCUGGACAAGCAGUUCUUCAAGUCACUCGAAGAGUUCCGCUUCCAUGUGGAUGGCAUGUUCAAAAAGUAUCACGAUCAGGCUAAAACAAUCUAUGAGAAGGUCUACGAUCAGCCGGGUGGCUAUCAAGUGAAUAAUAACUCCAUCUCCCACUCUUCUGUCACCUCCAACCGGUCCACCUCAGAUUCCUACAUUACCAUUUCGAGAGCGGAGGCGACUGACCUAAUGCGAACCUUCCAGUUUGCCCAAAACAGCCUUACUCAGUGCAUGAAGCAGCCCCAUAAGGUGAAGGCUCUGGUUGAGACUUUAUGUAACACCAUAGGCCAGUUCAAGGUUAAACUGGAGGUCAUCGAGACAGCGAUUGCUACCCAGGACACAAAUAUGAACAUACAGAACUCAACUAUUGUUCAGGAGAAGGAGAUUCCUGCCGGGCUCUACCUUCCGACCGAGGGCCUUGAGUUUCUGGUGGACACACCGGAUGCUGGUUUGUCGGAGGAUGACCCGAAACUGGAACCUAUCGACCAGGAUGAGCGACGCCACAUUCAGAUGCUCUUCUGCACGCUUCCCGGUCCGGCGAUGCGUGAAAUAUGCGGCAUAGUCCAUGCCAACGAGGUUCUAAUAAGCGAUAACAAUGGUGCUUAUAACUUUGAUCUUAACAACUUCGAAUUGGUAAAUGCCCAGAUCAUGAAAGCGGCGGUGGCCAGGGCUUUGAAGCUCAAUGGCAAGAUCUAUCUGCCGCCCGAUGAGAUGGACAAUGCCGGGCGCCUUGGCCACAAUCGCCGCAAGUCCAGCGGGAAGAAUAACUAUAGUUUCAAAGCCAAUGGCAACCAAUGUAGGGGCAAGAAGAGGUCCAAGUCGGCAGAUUACCGCUCAGAUGGAGAGACUUCAUUAGGUGGGGAAAUUAAAAGGAAGACGACCUGGUUGAACUCAAACCAAAACCCAAAUAUACCAGAGUUGCCUAUAGAUAUAUAUUCCAAAGGUCACAAAAGUGGAAAAUCAAAGAAGGAAGGCCACAGGGUGCCAGAGUCUUCCCAGAACCCAUACGGAAAGUUUCCCAUUUCCGCUGGAGGCCCGUUCAACCGCAAAGCCUCCGAAAGUCAAGACCGUAUGACCCAAUCUAAAGGCAACUUGAAGUUGGUACCUCCUGAAAAAUUAUAUUCUGAAAACCAAUGGACACACACAGGCGAAAGGCUUUCCAGGUGCGACUACCCUUCACGUGGACGUGGUCGUGGUGGAGUUCGUCUUCUACCGCCAGAACCUCUGGCAAAAACUGAGCAACUCUUGGCAAAGUUCAAGGCUCUUGUGGAUUCCAGUACCGAUGAUGACGACGACGAAUACGAAGUCGACAACGUUUACAACAACUAUAACUGCCAGAAUAAUCACAAAAACAACAAUAACAACAAUAACAACAAAUCGUCGGCUAUGAAUAGCAAGAAUCAAUCAAAUCCGAAGAAUCCCCAAUUCCUGGCAUCGGGAAAUGUCCUUACCAGGGAUCUAUCUUUAAGCAGCAGCAGCAGUUCCGACGAGAAUUAA
This is a messenger RNA of Drosophila serrata, 2253 nucleotides long. It is a transcript of the gene tbrd-2, whose product is annotated as testis-specifically expressed bromodomain containing protein-2. Lineage: Eukaryota; Metazoa; Arthropoda; Insecta; Diptera; Drosophilidae. Gene Ontology annotation, cellular component: nucleus; chromatin. Gene Ontology annotation, biological process: regulation of DNA-templated transcription; chromatin remodeling. The record is from RefSeq and is a predicted model, not a curated record.